Saccharomyces paradoxus is the source of this 1620-nucleotide messenger RNA. RefSeq names its product Pns1p (gene PNS1). The transcript has a single exon. Gene Ontology annotation, biological process: transmembrane transport. Gene Ontology annotation, molecular function: transmembrane transporter activity. Gene Ontology annotation, cellular component: plasma membrane. The coding region runs from base 1 to 1620 and encodes 539 amino acids. NCBI's taxonomy places the organism in Eukaryota, Fungi, Ascomycota, Saccharomycetes, Saccharomycetales, Saccharomycetaceae. The record is from RefSeq and is a predicted model, not a curated record.
AUGCCAUUGAAUGAAAAAUACGAAAGGCCUCCGCAGCCACCUCCAGCGUAUGAUCCUAACCACAGGCCGCCCAGCUCGUCCGAGAACUCGGCCGCGGCGAACACCAACGAUGGCCAGACGCCGUACCAUUUUAGACAGGAUCAAUAUUACAAUCUGAACUCCAAAACGAGUGGGGCUCCUAUAGGCAGCUUUGACGAGGCUUUCCCCACUGAAAAUGACAAUAAACCUAGGUGGAACGACUGGCCGUUCACCAUUCUUUUCCUGUGCACCGUAGGAGGAUUCAUCGCCAUUGCCGCCAUCACCUUAAGGGCAUGGUCCCAAACCUAUAGCAGUACGGGUUCCGGGAUAUAUGACGGGGUCGAUACUGGUACAUUAAACACCAAUGCUGCCAUCUUGUUAGUUUUCGUGUGCAUUAUUGCCCUGAUAUUCUCCGUUUUGGGCCUUACGCUCUGUCGGAUUUUUCCGAAGCAAUUUAUAUAUUGCGGUAUGAUCAUCAACCUAGUGGCUUCUCUUGGGACCGCCAUUAUGUACAUGUCUUUGAGGUACUGGUCUGCAGGGAUUGUGUUUUUGGUUUUUACGUUCAUGACCGCGUGGUGCUAUUGGGGCAUGAGGUCUAGAAUUCCCCUUUCCGUGGCGGUAUUGAAGGUCGUUGUCGAUGCCAUGAAGAAAUGUCCUCAGAUUUUCUUUGUUUCAUUUAUCGGAGCCAUUGUUGCCAGUGCCUUUGGGUUUCUCUUCUCCGCAGUCAUUGUGGCUACCUACAUAAAAUAUGACCCCAAUAGUUCCAACGGGGGCUGUGACGUCUCUGGUGGCAGCUGUUCCCAUUCGAAAUUGAUCGGUGUCUUGGUUGUGGUGUUCUUCUGUGGCUAUUAUAUCUCUGAAGUAAUAAGAAACGUCAUCCAUUGUGUUAUUUCCGGCGUCUUUGGCAGCUGGUACUACAUGUCAAAGUCUGACCAAGGAAUGCCAAGGUGGCCUGCAUUUGGGGCACUCAAAAGAGCCAUGACUUACUCGUUCGGUUCCAUUUGCUUUGGUUCUUUGCUAGUUGCUUUGAUCGAACUGUUGAAACAAGUAUUACAAAUGAUUAGAAAGGAUGUCACCUCCAAUGGUGGCGGCCAAAUUGCCAUCCAGAUUUUGUUUAUGGUGUUUGACUGGAUUAUUGGCUUCCUUAAGUGGGUGGCUGAGUAUUUCAAUCAUUAUGCAUACUCUUUCAUCGCUCUUUAUGGUAAACCUUAUUUAAGAGCCGCUAAAGAAACCUGGUAUAUGUUAAGAGAAAAGGGAAUGGAUGCCCUAAUUAAUGAUAAUCUAAUUAACAUUGCACUGGGUUUAUUUGCAAUGUUUGCCAGUUAUAUGACCGCCUUGUUCACGUUCUUAUAUCUACGGUUUACGUCGCCUCAAUACAACUCAAACGGUGCCUAUAAUGGUGCCCUAAUGGCUUUCUCAUUUGUUAUUGCUUUACAGAUUUGCAAUAUCGCAACAGAAGCUAUCAGAUCGGGUACAGCAACUUUCUUUGUUGCUCUCGGUAAUGAUCCGGAGGUCUUCCAUCAUUCUUACCCUCAUAGAUUUGAUGAGAUUUUUAGGGCAUAUCCUGAUGUACUCAGAAAAUUGAGUCACCAGAAUGUGUAA